Frieseomelitta varia is the source of this 3770-nucleotide messenger RNA. RefSeq names its product kinesin-like protein costa (gene cos). Bases 320 to 2869 code for a protein of 849 amino acids. The transcript has a single exon. Lineage: Eukaryota; Metazoa; Arthropoda; Insecta; Hymenoptera; Apidae. The record is from RefSeq and is a predicted model, not a curated record.
UUUCUGCUAGACACUUCUGUUACUUAUUGAAUACAGAACUGUAAAAAAUAUUCUGUCAGGUGUGUUUGAGUAUGUCCAGCUAAAUUUUGUAUAUUAUUUACAAUGUAGGAAAAUGUAGCAAUAAUAGAAUUUUAAGCAUAAUUUUAGAACAUGAGAAGUUUCAAAUAGGUUAGAAACAUUAAAAAUUUGAAACUUGAAUGUUUCAAACAAAAAAAGAAUGAUAUUUUAAAACAAAAUGGUAAUGCAAAAGUGUAAAACAUUUACUUAUGUAAGAGAAUAAUACUAUAGUAUUAUGUUAUAUUAAUAUAAAAUUUCCAAAAUGAUGCAUUAUACACCUUGGAUCCAUCAUCAAGCGAUGUUGGAUAAUCAUCAGUGUUAUACACCAUAUAUGACUGCUGCGCCAUCCUAUUCACAUAAUAAUCAUGAGCAACAGCAUAUUACAGAAGAAGAGAGUGAACAAACUGGAGAUGAAACUCAUGAUACUAUGACUUCCGCUACAUCAGGAGAGCGAAGUUCUAGUGCUGAUAUAUUCAGAUUAGAAUUUGCAGCAGCUCAAUGGUCUAAACUAGUCUCAAAUGCAGAAGGCCUUUUUACUAAGCUUAUGACAAGUAAUAUUUUACCUCAUACAGAACAAGAUCAAAUUGAACAAUGGCUCUGUAUGAAACAAGAAUAUGAAGAAUGCAUUGGUAGUGAUGAUAAUGGUAGCUUGCAUGGUUACACUGAAAAUGCAAGAAGAUCAUUGGAAAGAAUAGAAGAAGUAACUGAAACUGAUGAAAAAACAGACGAAUCUAUUCAUCAAAUGGAAAGAAAGAUCGAUAUAAAUUGUUCAUCUUGUUCAGAGAGCGAAUUAUCUGAAACUAAUGAUGACGAUGAUGAAGAGGAGGAAGAGCACAGUGAUGUUAGUUCAGAAAAUCCAGAUUUUUUAGAAAAACUAGAUGAAUGUAUGAAUAAACUUAAGAUAGAAACGGAUAAAAUAGUAGAUUCUAAAAGAGAUGAAUUCAGAGAAACAAAUAUAAAGAUUAUGCCAUCCAUAACAAAAUCUAUAAAUAGUAACAAUAAUUAUGUCCCUAUAGCUAAACCUAUUCCGCUUAGAAAUCCAAAUUCCAGGAGGAAUUCAAUGCUUCCUGGUUCUGAAAUGUGUAAUGAAGUAUUAGCCUUUAACGACAGCCUCAAACCUAACCAAAAUCAAAUGUUAGAUAAUAAAACAUUAACGUUUACUAGUAUAAAAACCUUAGACAAUCGUAAGCCUGAAACAAUCAUCAAUGAAAACAUUGCAGUUCAUAAUGACAAUUCACCAGAUUUAUUAAUUGAUGCAUUGAAAACAACAGAAGUACCAGAACCUAUAAAAGAACUGAAAACUUUGACAUUAAAUAAUGAAGCAAAACAGACUCAAGUGAAAAAGAUUCAAUCAGAUUUAGAUGGAGCUCACAAACGUAUAGAAGAGCUACAAAUGACUAUUAAAAUCAAAGAAAAAUUCAUUGCAGAUAUGAUAAAAAAUUCAGAUGCACGUGCUAGCGCAAAACAAAAAUUUCAGCGCAAAUGGAGUAAAUUAGAAGAAGAAUACUAUAAUACAAGAAGUCAAUUGGCUCAAGCGGAAAACGCUUCCAUCUAUAAAGAUUUAGAAGAAAAAUCUGUACACAAAAAGGAAAUUGAAUUAUAUAAAAACAUGGCUAUCCAUUAUGAGAAAAGAUUAAUGGAUAUUGAAAUGAUAAAACAAAUUGCAGGGGAUUCUGCUAAGAAAGUGUUAGAACUUGAGAGUUCUUUAAACACUUCUAAAAAACAAAUGGAGAAAUUGAAAAAACAAUUGAAAAAAGAGGAGGAACGUAAAAAACAAUUAGAAGAGGAAUUAGCAGAGGAUCAGAAAAAGAUUCGUGAUCUUGAGGAGAAGUAUAAUUUAACUGCUUCUAAACUGAAAGAGAUGCAGUCAGAAAGUGAGGAUGAAAAAAAUAAUAGUAAAUCAAAAACCGAUUACUCUGAUAAGAAAAAAAAUUUACUAGAUGUAAGUGCAAGAAUAUCACAUCUUGAUCACGUUUUAAAAGAAAAGUCCAUGGAUUUGGAGAGAACAGCAGACAUAGACGAAAAAGAAGCUCUGCGUCAUGAAAUUCGAAACUUGAGACGCACUCGAGAUUGUUUGGUAGAUGAAAAAUGCGAUCUAGAUGAAAAGUUCCAAAAGGAGAAAACAUUAUCUACUGUAGAAGAGCGAAAAUUAUUAGAAUGUGGAGAAACUAUUGAGGCGAUUGAUGCUAUGAUUGAACAUAAAAAUGAGAUGAUCUGUGGACGAAAGGGAUUCGAUGAAAAUCAAUCGCAACGUGAGAAAGGGGAAAGAAUGUUAAUGGAAAGAUUAUCAAAACUCUCAGACGGCGAAAUGAGGACAUUAUUCUAUAAGUAUUUUUUAAAAGUAAUUGAUUUAAAAGAAAGUUCAAAAAAUCUGGAAGUUCAAACAGCUGAAUUAGAAAGUCAUAUAGAGACUCAAGAAUGGCAGAUACAGACAUUGACAAAUGCCCUAAAACAGACCAAAUUAGAAGCAGAGAGAAGAAUAGUCCUUAUGCAAAGAGAACACGAGGAGAAAUUGCACCUCAUGUUCAGACAUUUUGCGGAAGAAACUAGUAGUUCCGGUCAUGAAAGACUGGAUAAAGAUUCUGAACUUGCGAAAUAUAAGCGUGAAAAUAGAGCUUUGAGGAAACGAUUAGCGGAUGUCGAAGCUCUUUUGAAAGUUGCAACACCGCCACGUGCAGCUAGUCCAGCAAAGAUGUCGCAGCAAGAUUUAAAACAAAUUGCACCGAAUAGUCGACCGACAACCAAAGUAACUAGGCAGCGGAAUAAAUUGAUAAUACAAAAAACUACCGACUGCGAUAAAAAAAAGAAAUGAAUUUUUCUAAGAAAAAUAGUUCUUUCUAUAUUCUUUCACGGUUAGCAUUUAUUUCUUACUCAAUGUUGUUUAUCUUUUGUACAGUAUUUAGCUAUUAUGUAACUUAAUUGAACAUACAACUUUUUUAAACAUAUAUUUUUUAUCAUUUAAAAAUGCACUCAAAUAUUUGUAUUUUAUAUCACGAAUAAUCAUUUACAGAUUUUUAAAAAGAAAAUUCCACAAUAUCAAUAACUUAAUCAAAAUAAGACAGUGAAUGCGCAUAAUUUCAUGCGUAUAGUUUGCAUGUUUUCUUAAUCUUCCCCUCGUUCAAUUAGUAAUCAAUAUUCAUUAUAUAAUCAUAAAAUAAAUUCAAGUUAUGGCAUACUCAUUAAAUCAAGGAUAUUGAACUUCAAUCAAAAUAGCAUUUGCAUGUUUCCCAGAUCUCAAUAAAGAAGAUAAGUAUUGCAUUUAAAUAUGAUAAAUACAAUAGUAUUUAUGUUCUUAAAAAAAUAAAAUCCGAAUUAUUAAUAAAAAUUACAAUACUUAUUGUAUUAAAUAUAGCAUAAAUAUUUGACACUACAUCAUUUUAUGUAAUGUUAGUAGUUUCGUUUAUUAUAAUAUCGAUAAAUGCAUUUCACACUUAAUAGUGUAAAAAUAGACAUGAUACUAAAUAAUUUAUAUAAGAUUACACUCAUUGACUUCCAAUACAUUAUUUAUUGAAAUUUUGUAAAUAUAUUGAUAAUUAAAUACAACAUUCAGCCCUUUGGGCCUCUACGAAAAUAUCAAUGAAUAAUUUGUUUCUAAUACGUUAUAAAAUCACGAAGUUUCCAUAAAGAUAUAUGCAAGUAAUUAUAAGGGCCAAAAGGAUUAAUAUCCUUUACACUUUCACAAAAUGAAUGCAGUGAAUAAAUAAUCGACUAUU